AUGAAAGUUCGGGAUGGCGGCUUUUUGCCCAACAUCAAUGCUCAGACUACUUCUGCCGACACUUACCGAAACCCAUCACAAUUCAUGAAGGGCCCAAAAACGUUUGCGCGAAACGGACCGUCAUCGAACUAUCAGUCGAGCGCAACGAAAUCCUACAUUCCACCAGUGUCCAGCCAGUCUGGUAUCAUUGUCGGCGACAAAUCAGCCAGCCCUUAUUCGGUCAAGAAGUUCUCUCCUGAGGACUGGCAUCGACGCAAUCAGAAAAACAACAUUAAAAAAGCACCUAUUCAGGAUCAUUUCGCUACCUCGGACGCUUUCCGAGCUUCCUCCGAGCGACUUAGAGCUGACACAUACGCUCUCGUCCAGGAGCGCGACCAGCUGACGGCGAAAAAUCAGGCCCACUCGACAAAGAACAUCGACGAUCGAGCGAACGACAUCGACUUCUGGAAGUCCGAGCUUCGACACGAGACUGAGCUCCUCAUCUCUGAGACAAGCUCUCUUUCUCAGCAAAAGAAGCAGUUGGAACGCGCACUCGCCGAAACCGAGAGCCCACUUGGCAUCUCCAAAGAAUGUCUUUACAACAGAGACAAGCGAGAGGGCAUCGAUUUGGUCCACGACGCUGUCGAAAUCCAGCUUAACCAGGAAGUCGAAGUCAUCCGAUUCUGCCAGGAAAAGAUGAAGCGACUGAUUGCCCGAGCUGAGAGACAGCUUCAACGCAACCGAGACGCCCAGCACGAGUUGGACAAGGAUUCGCACGACAAAGUCUCCGCGGCAUCUAUUGAUAACCGAUGCUACCAGUUAAAGAAUAUCUCCGCUGGAAUCAAUUACUUCAGAGGAAUUGAGGAUGUCGACCGAACCCAGACGAUCCCAUCCAGCUGGGCAAAGUUCUCCGAUGACAACAUCCGACGAUCCCAAGCCGAACGAAAUUCUUCCACUAGAAUGCGAGAAGAAAUCGAAACAUGCCUCGCUGAGACGUCUAAUCAGAUGUGGUCACAGUGGAACCGAGUCAACGUCGCCUUUACUCAUCGAGUAGCUGAGCAGGUCGACACCAAGAACACCCUCCAAUCGCAUCUUAACCGAACUCUCCAAGAGAUUCAUGACGUCGAAACGACCAUCAAACGACUCCACCGAGCGAUUGCUGAUAAGGAGCUUCCAGUCAAGGUCGCUGAGACCAGACUCGACGAGCGAACACGACGACCAAACCUGGAACUCUGCCGUGAUCCCGCCCAGUUGAUGCUUGUUUCCGAAGUGAAGCAACUCCAAGCUACACUCGCUAGCCUUCGUCAGCGAUUAGACGAGGAGCAGCAUCAGCUCCAGAAGUUGGUUACCGCUCGAAGCAAGAUUGAGCACGAGAUUCGAACAAAGGCGAACUCAAUCUUCAUCGAUCAAGACAAAUGCAUGUCAAUGCGAAAAACUUUCCCCACCACACCAAGACUGUCUGGCUAUUCUUAUUGA
Molecule: messenger RNA, 1455 nt
Organism: Oikopleura dioica
Lineage: Eukaryota; Metazoa; Chordata; Appendicularia; Copelata; Oikopleuridae
Source: the annotation of a GenBank genome assembly